AUGAACCAUUGUGUUUGUGUUGCAUCAUUAAAUUAUAUCUUUUUCUCCUUUCAGUUCACUAAAUCACGUUUUGGUGGGUCAAAGUCUGACUCACUAAAGCCCAAUUUAGUGGCUAGGAGGACCCCCAGCCCUUCUCCUCCUUCUCCAUCCUCUGUGAGGACCCCGAGCUCUUCUCCUCUUCCUUCUCCAUCCUCUGUGAGGACCCCGAGCCCUGCACCAUCCCCUGUGAGGACACCGACCCCUGCACCAUCCUCUGUGAGGACACCGACCCCUGCACCAUCCUCUGUGAGGACACCGACCCCUGCACCAUCCUCUGUGAGGACACCGACCCCUGCACCAUCCUCUGUGAGGACACCGAGCUCUUCUCCUCUUCCUCCUUCUCCUCUUCCUUCUCCAUCCUCUGUGAGAACCCCAAGCCCUUCUGUAAGCAUCAGCCUUGCAGUAGCCCCUGACGAGUCUGGAGGAGUUCCUUCAGCAGCUGCUGCGGUUGCAGCUUCAAUCUGGUUGCCGGGGGAACUGAGCAAGACCAUCCCUGUGCAGUACCACAGGUGGAUUGCCAGCACCCUCUUUCCCUCCGGUAAACUGCGGUCAGAUGUAAAGCUGUGGUAUGAGCCCCCUGUCCCAGCCCUCAUUUACCACCAGACCCCGGCACCCGACAGCUUCUUCACCCAUCGGCUGAUGGUGUGGAUGCCAUACCACCUGUGGAAGGUGAAGGUGUCCUGCCCGGCUUGUGGGAAGCAGCUGACGGGCUAUGGUGUCCACAAGAGGGCUCGAAAGGUCUUAGACAUCGACGGGUAUUACCUGAUGGUGACAGAGACACUCAGGUGCACCGUGUGUUCCCUGAACUAUCUGUCGACCAGUCAGACUGUCCGGGACCAGCUGGACCUGCCCCACCAGAAGCUGUUUCAAAUGAUUCUGACCCGCAAGUAUGCUUGUGACAUACGUGUCAUUCGGCUGCUUCGGGACCGGACUCUCGGCAACAGUCCAGCACGACUGGCGAAGCAGCUCCGGGAGAACCACGGUGAGAAUUGGCUGAACCGGUUGGCACACUAUGUGGGGGAGUGUGCUAACUUUAUGAAUCAGCCCAGCCUCUUCCCAGUGAUCUGCCAGGAGCCCCCGGAGCCCAUCCACGUCCCCACCAGUCGCUGGCUGCUGACCAUCCUCUCCCGUCUGGACCACAUUAAGGCCAGCAUCACCUCCACGUUUGGUUCCAUCUUAAAGAUGGAUUCAACCAAAAAGAUUACAAAGAAGCUGGCUGGCCACGGCAGAGGGACAGCUCUCUGGCUGACCUCAAUCAGCAACGAAGUUGGCCAGGUCCUGACCAGUGUCCUGACAGUGCAGGAGGGGCCAGGACUGGACAGGAUGGUGUCUGGAGUGAUGGAGUGGUACCGCCAGGCAUGUGUCCCCCCGCCUGUGCUGCUGUAUGUGGACUGUGGCUGCUGCGUGAGCGAGGGGGAGAGCAAGCUGCAGACCAGGUUUGCACAGUGGCCAGACAUCCACAUAAGACUGGACAUCUGGCAUUUCAUGAGGAGGCUGGCUGUCGGUUGCACCACCGAUGCUCAUCCCCUCUACCCCACCUUCAUGGGCUGCCUGUCUGCAUGUAUCUUUGAGUGGGAUGCAGGGGACCUCAGUCUGUUGCGGCAGGCUAAGAGAGAGCAGCUCAGACAGGAGGGUGUGCCAGCACUUACUGAUAUCCUGGUGGACAGGAGAAUCACUAAGAAGGAGCUGAGCCAGUACUGCAGAAGGAGGACGCGCGGGGAGAAGGGGACCAUCAGCCUCAUCGAGCAGCUGCUGCAAACACUGGAGGGGCCAAAAGGGAGAGACCUCAUGGGGGUGCCGCUGCUGGAACAGGUGCGCAUGGAGCACAUCUGGCGGGUGCAGAAACGGCACGUCAAGUGCAUCCAGGACGUGCCAGGUGUGCAGCUGUACACAGUGACAGGCACCACCACCACCAAAGGCGGCGUUGUCCUGACCAGGUACCGCUGUGCCAGAGGGUCCACGUCCCUGGAGUCGUUUCACUGCCACCUCAACAGGUUCAUUCCAG
Molecule: messenger RNA, 2044 nt
Organism: Micropterus dolomieu (smallmouth bass)
Lineage: Eukaryota; Metazoa; Chordata; Actinopteri; Centrarchiformes; Centrarchidae
Exons: 4
Source: RefSeq, a predicted model, not a curated record